Punica granatum (pomegranate) is the source of this 991-nucleotide messenger RNA. The record is from RefSeq and is a predicted model, not a curated record. Lineage: Eukaryota; Viridiplantae; Streptophyta; Magnoliopsida; Myrtales; Lythraceae.
AGAAAAGCGAUAAAUUAUACGGGAAAAAAAAUGUUGAAACAUUAAUUGCAGAGAUUAACCCCUCAAUUAUCUUCUUAAUAUCUAAGCCAAAUUGGCUGUUCAUUCUUGAUCGAUCCCAGAUUUUCAUCACUGGUCUUGGUUCGAUUUCGCGAGUUCUGAUUUCAUCUCGUCUCAACCUGACCAUUGGGCUGAUAUUCAAAUUCAGAACAUGGGCUUCGAAUCCUUUUUCAAGAAGAAGAAACCCACCUCAACAUCAAGCGCAGCGGCUUCAAGAUUGGCAACACCCUUUGGAUCAAGGUCUUCCUCGAUCAGCAAAGCGUACCAAAUCGAAGAGCUUGAGCAAGUCUUCAAGAGAUUCGACGCCAAUGGAGAUGGUAAGAUCUCAGCUUCGGAACUAGGGGCGAUCUUGAGCUCUCUAGGGCACUCGGAGACUGAGGAGGAGCUCGAGAAGAUGAUCCGGGAAGUGGAUGCGGACGGGGAUGGACACAUUGACUUCAAUGAAUUUGUGGAGCUGAACACCAAAGGGGUGGACUCAGACGAGAUUAUGGAGAACUUGAGGGAGGCCUUCUCAGUCUAUGAUAUCGAUGGGAACGGCUCGAUAACAGCGGAGGAGCUACAGGAGGUUCUGCAGAGCCUCGGCGAGGAGUGCUCCAUUGGGGAAUGCCGCAAGAUGAUCAGCGGCGUCGACAGUGAUGGUGAUGGCAUGAUCAGCUUUGACGAGUUUAAGGUCAUGAUGAUGGUGGGCUCUCGCUCGUUCAUUGGCGCCGCUGAAGCACUAUCCCCGACUAAUUGACCAGCUUCAGUGAAACUACUCGUUCACUUUCUGAUUAUUAUCUUCUUAGUGUCUCACUCGUUGCCUCUCUUUUUCAUGAGGCGCGAAGUAUGUCUUAUUUGGUGAAAAUCUGUACGCUUUCUAGACUCGAUUCGUCCGACGGGACUAACCUAAAGAUUAUCAGUGCAUUUCCUACAUUUAUACAUACAUCGUUGUUUG